Anopheles nili is the source of this 774-nucleotide messenger RNA. Its product is annotated as homeobox protein MSX-1-like. The record is from RefSeq and is a predicted model, not a curated record. Gene Ontology annotation, molecular function: RNA polymerase II cis-regulatory region sequence-specific DNA binding; DNA-binding transcription factor activity, RNA polymerase II-specific. Lineage: Eukaryota; Metazoa; Arthropoda; Insecta; Diptera; Culicidae. Bases 1 to 774 code for a protein of 257 amino acids. Gene Ontology annotation, cellular component: nucleus. The transcript has 2 exons. Gene Ontology annotation, biological process: cell differentiation; regulation of transcription by RNA polymerase II.
AUGGCGGCCCCCGGUUUCAGAAGUGUUGUGGCCCCGCUGAGGCAAAGUGAUUUUAGUAUCGAACACAUCCUGACAAGAGCCGGCGAACGGUACGAAAAACGACGCAAAUCGUCGACAGAAACAAACUGCAGGAGUUGCUGUACGAGUAGCCCGGGAAGUGAUCAGAGCGACAUUGUGACCGGUGAUGAUAGUGUUGGGCGAUUGCGAGAUGACGGCGUUAUGGACGACGAGCUCGAAGAAGAGGAGAUCGAUGUGGGACAAACUGUACGUCCUGAUCCUGCGUUCUUGCCGGUUGUGUCUGGAUGUAGGAUGCCCUCCUUCGAUUGGCUGUACUACACGCGAUAUCAUCCUCCGAAGUUACCUCGUCCACAAAAGGCUGGUCCCAUCAAACGGACGCCUGGGAGGUUACCUCGUGUGCCGUUCACUCCUGCUCAGCUAAACGCCCUCGAGGAGGCAUACAAGGUGUCAACUUACCUCAGCUCCGAAGAAGCAAACCAGCUCGCCUACAGCCUGGAGCUGACCAAUACGCGAGUGAAAAUUUGGUUCCAAAACCGACGCGCUCGGGAUCGUCGAGAAAAACGAGAGGCAUCGCUCGCCACUGACCGAUCUACUCUCAUCACGGAGCCUCCGGUUGGUUUGAUACCGCUUUAUAGUGGAGCUUCUUCCAGAGUACAUGCCGUCGGCGGUUCUCGACAUGGUAGCUUGUCACCGUGCAGCACGGAAGCAUCUGGCAGCCGGCGAAGCAGGAGUCCACCCACCGACCGGAGUUGUUAG